AUGGUGGAAUUAACUGAGUUGACUGAAGAAUCCCCUAUUAACCAAACCACAGCUGGGGAAACUCUUGCUGAUCCAGCUGUCGAUUCUCUUCAACAAGCAGAUGAAUCUGAUGAAGAGGAGUUCUCCAGCGAUGAUGAGGACCUUUAUGAAGAUGAAAAUAUCUAUGAAAGAUUGAUUGCCUUGAAGGAUAUUAUCCCACCUCAAAAGAGAAAGACCAUCUCUUUUUUGUACAACGGAACUGUCUCUCUAUUCAGUAGUGUGUUUUCUAAGAGUGGUAACUUAUUGUGGGCUGUGACUACCUCUGCAUUGUUAUUGGGUGUUCCUCUAUCCUUGUCAAUCUUGGCCGAACAACAAUUGAUUGAAAUGGAGAAGAGCUUCGAUCUACAAAAGGAUGCUAAUGAUAUUUUGGCUGCUGGUGAGGGUGCUUCCCCAGCUUCUCCAGGUGCCCCAGCAACUGCCAUUUAA
Messenger RNA from Kluyveromyces lactis, 465 nucleotides. It is a transcript of the gene TOM22, whose product is annotated as Tom22p. The transcript has a single exon. Gene Ontology annotation, biological process: intracellular protein transport. The coding region runs from base 1 to 465 and encodes 154 amino acids. Lineage: Eukaryota; Fungi; Ascomycota; Saccharomycetes; Saccharomycetales; Saccharomycetaceae. The record is from RefSeq and is a predicted model, not a curated record. Gene Ontology annotation, cellular component: mitochondrial outer membrane.